This is a messenger RNA of Exophiala xenobiotica, 885 nucleotides long. RefSeq lists its product as uncharacterized. The record is from RefSeq and is a predicted model, not a curated record. Gene Ontology annotation, biological process: carbohydrate metabolic process. NCBI's taxonomy places the organism in Eukaryota, Fungi, Ascomycota, Eurotiomycetes, Chaetothyriales, Herpotrichiellaceae. Gene Ontology annotation, molecular function: zinc ion binding; aldehyde-lyase activity. The coding region runs from base 1 to 885 and encodes 294 amino acids. The transcript has a single exon.
AUGCCAGAUCUAUCGCAAAACAUCUCGGUGCGCAUCCUCAAGGCCGCAGAAGCAGGAGGCUACGGACUGCCAGGCGUGGUAUGUUACAAUCUUGAAGCGAUCAUUGCGUGCCGCAAGGCGGCCGAGGCCAAGAACUCGCCGUGCCAGAUCCUGUUGUUCCCUUGGGCCCAAGACUACGGGUAUGACAACCUGGUCAACCUGGCCGCGGACGUCUGCCGCAGCGCCAAGGUGCCGAUGAGUCUGCACCUGGACCACGCGCAGAGCGAGGAGGCGAUCAAACGAGCCGCGCAGACGGGCAAAUUCGACAGCAUCAUGGUCGACAUGUCGCACUACGAGAAGGCCGAGAACCUGUCGCGGACGACGGAGCUCGUGCGGUACUGUCACGAUCUGGGCAUCGCCACGGAAGCGGAGCCCGGUAGGAUCAAUGGCGGCGAGGCCGGCGUGCAGGACACGGGCGAUCUCGAGGGCAUUCUGACCACGCCCGAGGAGGCCUUGCAGUUCAUCGACACGGGCAUCGAUUUCCUCGCGCCGGCGAUAGGAAACGUGCACGGUCCCUACCACGGCGUGGAGAACAUCAAGCUGGACUUCGAACGGCUCAAGGGGAUAAGGGAGGCGGCUAAGGGCAAAGUCACGCUCGUGAUGCACGGGACCAACGAGUUCACCGCGGACAUUUUCCGCCAGUGCGUGCAGGCCGGCAUGACGAGGUUGAACGUCAAUCAGGUCGUGCUGUGGAAGUAUGAGCAGUACGCUGCGCAGAAGGCGGGGCGGACUCCCUUGACUGAAUACAUGGAGGAAGGGACAAGGCUGAUCCAGGAGAGGAUCGAGUGGAUGAUGGAUGCGGUCGGGAGUACGGGGAAGGCAGGCGAUGUGAAGCUGGAUAGGUAG